Molecule: messenger RNA, 524 nt
Organism: Paramuricea clavata
Lineage: Eukaryota; Metazoa; Cnidaria; Anthozoa; Malacalcyonacea; Plexauridae
Source: the annotation of a GenBank genome assembly
AUGUCACAUAAGAUCUCCGAAGUAGUACUACCACAAUUAAAGAGAAUGCGAAAUGCAGAUCCAGAGAAACCUCGACAACGUUGUAAGCGAUUGGUGGUUGAAGCUGGAAAAAGUAUCAGCAUGGAGGACCUAAGUGAUGAACGUAAUCAGGAUGGUGAUUCAGACACAGAUACAUCAAGGUCUACUAGUUCUGGUGCCUGUAGUUCAGAGAAUCUUUCGAGUGAACUACCAGAUGAAGACACCAUGCCUUUGGUUGAUGAGAAGAAGCGUGUUAAGUAUGAUGAUGUGAAGCCUAACCUGUGGGUAAAGGUGGUUUUGAAGGUGAGGUUUUUUUGGGAAAAGUAUUGAAAAAGUCAAAAGGUGAAACAUUCGUACAAUGCCUAGAAAAACUAUAUGGUAUCAAGGAGCCUCAGAACCUAGAAAGGGAGAACAAUGCUGUAUAUUAUAAAGAUAUUUAUGAAAGCGAUUUAGAAGAGCAAGGUCAAACUCCCACCGCGUCUAAAGAAUUCAAUAAACACACGUAA